AUGGAUCCCCUGAGCCACGAAAAAUUCAUCAGUAUCUUCGAUGACUUAGUUCAAGAGCUGAAAAACCACCUGUCUCGUGGAGGAUUCUCUGCUGAGGCUAUUCAGCAAUUUAGCCAUUGCUUGAAUACGAACACCACAAGUGGCAAGCUUCACCGUGGACUUACUGUCCUUGUUACCGCCAACAACAUCUUAAAUCGACCGCUCAGCGAUGAAGAGUUUAGACAACUGAGCAUACUAGGGUGGCUUAUUGAGCUGUUCCAAGCAGCAUACCUCAUCUGGGACGACAUCAUGGAUAACUCUACUACACGUCGUGGCCAACCGUGCUGGUAUCGCCAGCCCGGAGUUGGUUUGAUGGCUGUCAAUGACGCCUGUUUGUUGAAAUCCGCGAUUUUCCUCCUUUUGGAGAGUCAUUUUACCGACCAUCCAGCCUACACUAGCUUUGUUAAUCUCUUCCUCAAAGCUAGCUUAGAAACUGAGCUUGGCCAAUUCAGUGAUAUGUUUGCAAGUCAUCAGGAGCUCGGCAGCUUUACAAUGGACAAGUACAGGUUUAUUGUGGACCGCAAAUCUUCUUACUACAGCUUGUAUAUGCCUGUUGCACUUGUACUGGUGUAUCUGCGGUUGUCAUCCCCCAGUAACCUUGGUCAAGCACGAAAACUAGCAACUGCACUUGGGGAGUACUUUCAAAUCGAAGACGACUACCUAGACGUCUUUGGUGACCCGCAUAUAACCAAAAAAAUUGGGACCGAUAUCCAAGACAACAAAUGCACGUGGGUGAUUAAUGAAGCAAUCAUUCGAUGCAGUGAUAAGCAACUUUGUGAACUUCAAAAAACAUACGGAAGAAAUGACACGAAAUUGGUAUCAAGGGCUAAAGACGUUUUCAAAGAGCUGGGAAUCGAAACGAUUUACGAGCAUCUAGAGGAAACACAAACAGCAAACAUCGAGGAAAUGAUUGCAAACAUUGACGAAAGUGAGGGACUCAAGCAGGAUGUUUUUACUCAGCUUUUUGCUCAAUUUCGAAGAGGUCGGGGAGUGAAGGCUCCUUGA
Molecule: messenger RNA, 1044 nt
Organism: Penicillium taxi
Lineage: Eukaryota; Fungi; Ascomycota; Eurotiomycetes; Eurotiales; Aspergillaceae
Product: FPP/GGPP synthase family protein
Exons: 2
Coding region: 1-1044 (347 amino acids)
Biological process (GO): trans, trans-farnesyl diphosphate biosynthetic process
Cellular component (GO): cytoplasm
Molecular function (GO): dimethylallyltranstransferase activity; (2E,6E)-farnesyl diphosphate synthase activity
Source: RefSeq, a predicted model, not a curated record